AGACUGCUGCAGUUCAUUUGUGAGGUGUCAGCGCAUAAUUGCGCCUCUCGCUAUUCUUUCCCUGCUAUAGGACCAGGGCUGCGCAAUAAUAGCCCAGCUAACCCUCCCCUGUAUAAACCAGUUACAACUCAACUCUGCGCCCAGUUCUUUAUUUGUGCGCUGCCACUUUUUGUGGCUACAUUGUCCACUUGGCUGGGGCUUGUGUCCCGCUCUCAGUGCCGGGCAUGCGCUCUGCUCACUCGCUGUACAAAAGGCGAGCGCCCCUCUGCUGCCGCUGCUGAUGGAAUAGACCAGUGAGAGCGGGAGUCAUGGAGCGGUAGCGCUUAUUGUUCAGCCCGGGCUGGGGGGCCGCUCUUCCAGGAUAUCGCUGGGGGCCGCCUCUGAGGAACUAUGUUUUACUGGUGGGGCUCAUGGUCACCCCGCGGAGAGGGAUCGCUUGGAACCCACAGUCGGGAUUUUGAUUUGGAACGAGCGGAAACCAUGAGAUCGAGCUGGGGGACAGUUAUUAAUCUGGUCCUGUCGUUUCCUGCCCGGGGCAUCCUGUUUUAAUCAGAGGAAUUCCCAUGAGAUCAAAGGGAGACGACCCAUAUCGCAUCGACCAGCAGGUCAAGAGGAAAAAAAGGCUUGACAUAAUGGAUACAUCCUAUUCUUCUCAGACAUAUUAUUGUUAGGCUAACACGGCUGGCAGAAAAUGCAUUUGUAUCUCUUUUUUAUCAUUACAUCUGAUCCAGACCGAUCUCCCUUUGAUGGUGCCUUCACUCUCCACCAUGAAUGAUGAGCAGAGACUGCACAACAAUGCGAUAGGCUGGCUCAUCUGUUCGGGGAUUUCCCUUCUUGCCAACACAUGGGGGAUUUUAAGCAUAAGUGCCAAGCAAAAGAAAUGGAAGCCUUUGGAAUUUCUGAUCUGCACUUUAGCCGGAACACACAUUCUUAACAUAGCAAUACCCAUCACUAUGUAUUCUGUGGUUCAACUCAGAAGGCAACAUUCAGACUAUGAAUGGAAUGAAGGACUGUGCAAAGUAUUUGUGUCUACCUUUUAUACUUUAAGUCUUGUUACCUGCUUCUCUGUAACCUCUUUGUCAUAUCAUCGUAUGUGGAUGGUCCGCUGGCCAGUAAACUAUAGGUUAAGCAAUACAAAGAAGCAAGCUGUACACACAGUCAUGGGAAUAUGGAUGGUAUCGUUCAUUCUCUCCACCCUACCAGCAGUUGGAUGGCACGACACCACAGAGCGAUUCUACGCCCAGGACUGCCACUUCAUUGUUACAGAAAUUGGCCUCGGUUUUGGAGUAUGUUUCCUGCUACUGAUCAGCGGCAGUGUAAUCAUGGGAGUGGUGUGCAUUGGUAUUUCCCUUUUUCAGACAUUUUCCAUUCAAACGGGACAAAACAUUGAUAAGAACAAAUUCAAUGUGCCCACUAUUGUGGUUGAGGAUGCCCAGGGGAAACGGAGAUCAUCCAUUGAUGGAUCUGAGCCCAUUAAGACCUCACUUCAAAUAACUUACUUGAUAUCUGGAAUUGUAUUCAUAUAUGAUUUCCUAAUGGGCUUCCCUAUUCUGGUGGUGAGCUUUGCAAGUCUGAAGUUGGACAAGUCCUACGAGUGGAUGGUCCUGUGUGUGCUGUGGUGCUCUGUUGUCCAGGCCCUGCUCCUGCCAAUGUUCCUCUGGGCCUGUGAUCGCUACCGAGCUGAUGUGAAAGCCAUCUGGGACAAGUGUAUUGCCAUCAUGGCUAAUGACGAUGGGGAUGAAGAGCACAGCAUGGAUGGAGCCAUUCAUUCAGAUCUCAUCUAUGAAAGACCCUACGAUUAUAAUUAUGGAGGAGAUAUCAUGGCCAUGGAGCGCAUUUCUAAAUAUGAUCUGUCUGCAUUAGAGCGAGGAAUUCCACAGAUUUAUCCCAUGAAGGAAGAUGAUAAAAUGCACUAUCUUCAGGUUCCCGUGACCAGACGUUAUUCUCAUGAUGAAACGGAGAUCUGGACAACCAGUCAGAUCCAAGCCUUUCCUCAUGGGUGGGGCUCAGCAGAGGACGUGGCUACAAUUUCCUUCUUUACACUUCCUCGACGAGACCGAAGAAGCAGCCUUGUAUCAUAUCACGAGGAUCCAAGCAUGAUGUAUCGGAAGUGCCGGAAAUCUUCAGAAAGCCUCAUUUCCUUGAGACAGUUUACAUUGGAAGAACUUUACAAAGGGGAUUACAAGUGCUUCAGUCGGGAAGAGGUAGUGAGUUUUAUUAAUGAAACGCCUCUCCCGAGUCCUAGAAAAAAACGUAUCCGAUCUUCUUCCAUCUCCAUUAUUCCCGAUACCCUGCAGCAUCAAGCGAUGACUCACUUUGCAUUGACGAACUUUGAUCGGGAGCCUCAGGCCCUGCGACGUUUCUCAACCCAUGAGAAAAGUUGUACACUGAAUGUCCCCGGCCAUCGUAGGUCUCGCGAGGACCACAAACGAUUUUACACAGAGGGGCACCGAAGUCACCGGAACAGCCAAAAGCGGGUUCAAAAGAGAGAGUCUCAGAAACAGAGCAGAAAAACUGUAGCGAACAGCUGUGCCGAUUCUUCCAGUCAGGAGACGGGUUUGGGCAAAGAGUGGGAUGGUCGGGAACAUCUUACCAAAAUGGAAAGCAAAGGAAGCGCGAACAGUUUUUUAAGUUCCCCUUCUGCUUCCUCUGGGUAUAUAACGUUUCACUCUGACUCCAUUGGAUCUACAUCUUAAGGGACUUUAAAACUGUUCUUAGAUCCACUGUAUCUCUGUCUUUAAAAACUUGGCUCUGGAUUAAGCACCAAAGAAGAAAAUUGGCAAUGUAACUAGUUAAAGGAACAAUUCAACGUUGGUUGUUUCGUUGGACACAAAUACUUAGGAUGAGAAAUGCCCAGGACAUUCCCAAAUCCAACGGUGCACACGGUUGACUAGGUUUUUGCCUGGGUGCCAGCAUAAAGGAUAUAUAGAACAUAAAGCAGGAUGCGGCACUCGCAGGGACUUGAUGCAAAAACAAAAAAUCUUUAUUGGACUCAACGUUUUGAUCCGCCCACAGGGAUCUUCGUCAGUUUUACCCUUGAUGAAGGUCCAUGUGGGGGAUCGAAACGUUGAGUCCAAUAAAUAAAUAAAAUUUUUUGUUUUUGCAUCAAGUCCCUGUGAGUGCCGCAUCCUGCUUUAUGUUCUAUAUAUACACAGCAGGGGAUAUUCUGCUUUCUAUACCUAUUUGCUAGGAUAUUUUUAAAAUAUUCCUCACUUUUUUUGAUGCGCAGAGCAGCAAAAUCAGUUUCUUUAAACAUUUCGUCAGUAAAUAAAAUCGCAUGCAUGCACUGGUGGUGGUGGCCUAUUUGAUAUACACUCUACUGCAGGGAUUUUGUUUCUCAGCCGUUUCUCUCCCAACACCAUCUGAGAGGGACAGAGUGCAGGAGGUUGCUAGGUGUUUUGGUUCAGCAACAUGCAGUUGAAAACGUACGAUGCAAAUCCAGGGCCUCAGUCUGGUGGGACUUCCUUUCAAUGCAGGAAGUCUGGGGCCCCUAUCCAAAGGGGAAUAUUUUGUAUAAAUCAGGGAUGUCCAGCUUGUGGCCUUCCAGUUUUUGUUGCACAACAGAUCUUAGCAGCCCCUAAGAACACACCCUGCUAUUUCGGGAGAUUAGUCGCCCAGCGACAAACUGCUUCUUCGGGCGGCUAAUCUCCCCGAACUGCCUUCCCGCCGGCUACAAUCUAACUC
Xenopus laevis (African clawed frog) is the source of this 3684-nucleotide messenger RNA. RefSeq names its product G protein-coupled receptor 153 S homeolog (gene gpr153.S). Gene Ontology annotation, cellular component: membrane. Gene Ontology annotation, molecular function: G protein-coupled receptor activity. Gene Ontology annotation, biological process: G protein-coupled receptor signaling pathway; signal transduction. The record is from RefSeq and is a predicted model, not a curated record. The transcript has 6 exons. NCBI's taxonomy places the organism in Eukaryota, Metazoa, Chordata, Amphibia, Anura, Pipidae. Bases 747 to 2696 code for a protein of 649 amino acids.